Molecule: messenger RNA, 1175 nt
Organism: Arabidopsis thaliana (thale cress)
Lineage: Eukaryota; Viridiplantae; Streptophyta; Magnoliopsida; Brassicales; Brassicaceae
Gene: UBQ7
Product: ubiquitin 7
Exons: 3
Coding region: 154-618 (154 amino acids)
Cellular component (GO): cytoplasm; nucleus
Molecular function (GO): mRNA binding
Source: RefSeq, marked reviewed
CAGAAUAAUAAAAAGUUGGCGUAGUCUAAACGCCGACCCAGAGGCCCUCUCAUACCUUUACCAGUGCCUAUAUAUAUAUAUAUAUAUAAACAGACUAAUUACUAUUCCCCAUCGCACAGACCCCCCUAAGAAUCCGAGAGAGAAGAAGAGAUAAUGCAGAUCUUCGUCAAAACCCUCACCGGCAAAACUAUAACCCUAGAAGUUGAGAGCAGCGACACCAUCGACAAUGUUAAAGCCAAAAUCCAGGACAAAGAGGGCAUACCACCUGAUCAACAGAGGCUGAUUUUUGCUGGUAAGCAAUUGGAAGAUGGCCGGACCUUAGCUGAUUACAACAUCCAGAAAGAGUCUACUCUUCAUCUUGUCCUCAGGCUCAGAGGUGGAACCAUGAUCAAGGUGAAGACACUCACUGGAAAAGAAAUCGAGAUUGAUAUCGAACCAACCGACACUAUUGAUCGGAUCAAAGAACGUGUUGAAGAGAAAGAAGGCAUCCCUCCUGUUCAACAAAGGCUCAUAUAUGCCGGAAAACAGCUUGCUGAUGACAAAACGGCCAAAGAUUAUGCGAUAGAGGGAGGCUCUGUUCUUCAUUUGGUUCUUGCUCUUAGGGGUGGUCUUCUCUGAUCUUAAUAAAUAAGCUUUUCAACAAACAUCUUUUCCCUCACUAUUGUCCUCCUUAUGUGGAAUUCAUGACACACCAAAAUUGCUAUGGGAAAUUGGAAUAUUAUGCUCUGCUUGUGUGUUUGGAUCAUAUUACUUGUAUUUUUCAGUCUCUCUGAUAUGAUACUUUGUGAGUUAAUUAUCGAGUGCCGUAUCAGGUAGGAAUCGUUAUCUGACUAACGAGUUUUCCACUGGCACAUACCAAUUCAUAUUUCGUUUAAGUAGAGAAGUCCAGAUUGCAUGUGAGAUCUAGAUCCGAGACUCCCUCGUUCGUCUAUCCAGAGACCUUGAAUAUGGCGUCAACUGCCUUCCCACUAAAUAUAACGACCAUGUCAAGUACUAAGAGUCUAAGACCACUGCUGAGCAUGGCCUUCUGUGAUAAUCUCGGGGUUAUACGUUGCUAAAAGUUGACUCCUAGUCACCAAAUGGCAUAGUUUUAUAAUAACACUGUUAGAUCCUUGUACCAGUUACUCAGUGAGAUCCUUAGAUUCACAUAGAGUUGUCCCAUAUAAAGUAAAAAA